Penicillium chermesinum is the source of this 1104-nucleotide messenger RNA. RefSeq names its product serine hydrolase domain-containing protein. The transcript is spliced from 2 exons. Lineage: Eukaryota; Fungi; Ascomycota; Eurotiomycetes; Eurotiales; Aspergillaceae. The record is from RefSeq and is a predicted model, not a curated record. Bases 1 to 1104 code for a protein of 367 amino acids.
AUGACAGAAAUCCAUGGCUCUUGCGAUCCCGCCUUUGAAUCCGUGCGCGGUCUUUUGCAGCAACAACUUGCCCAGGGAAACGAAGUUGGGGCGUCACUUUGUGUCAAUAUCGACGGGCAGAAUGUGGUCGAUCUCUGGGGUGGCCAUGCCGAUGCAGAAAAAUCGAAGCCGUGGGAGAAAAACACUCUCACUGGGAUCUUCUCUUCUACAAAGGCCGUCGUCAGCAUCGCCGCUCAUAUCCUUAUCGACCGAGGCCAAUUAGACCCGAAUGAGAGAGUCGCGACCUACUGGCCGGAAUUCGCAGCGAACGGCAAAGAGGACAUCAAAGUCUCACACAUCCUUAGCCAUUCUUCCGGGCUGCCAGCAUGGGACGGGGGGGAUCACGCCAGAAGAGAUGCAGGACCUGGCUCACAGAGCGCGUACCAAACAUCAACCUAUGGACAUUUGGUGGGCGAGCUUGUCCGCCGAAUCUCAGGCAAGUCACUCACUCAAUUUAUCGCUGACGAGAUCGCCGACCCUCUUGGGGCUGAUUUCCACCUCGGCAUUUCGGAGGAAGACUGGCCACGGACUGCCGACAUCGUACCAUUCCCAGCAGAGUAUGCCGCUGCCUUCAACUUUGAUCCUGAGAGCUUCCUGGGCAAAUCUGCCGCGGGCUCUGCCUUGCUGCCUUUGCUCCCCAACGAUCCCAAGUUCAGGAAAGCGGAAAAUGGGUCCUGGGGAGGAUUCUCGAACGCCCGUGCUCUAGCCCGGAUUGGAUCCAUUGUGUCGCUAGAUGGUACUGUUGACGGUAAGAAAUAUCUUAGCCCAGAGACUCUGGAUGCCGUUAUGAAAGAGCAGAUCCAGGGGAAUGACCCCAUACUCUUCGUCUACAUGCGCUAUGCACUUGGAUUCGGUCUGCCUCCUGGUAAAGACUUUCGUUCUGUCCCUGAAGGCGAUGGCAUUUGCUUUUGGGGUGGCUGGGGCGGCUCCUUGUUAGUCAUGGAUCGCCGCCGCCGGAUGACUAUUGCCUACAUGAUGAACAAGAUGGAGUUUCGCACUAUUGGAUGCGCCAGAGCUGAAGAGUACGUGCAGGACAUCUACAAGAAUUUUGACGCCAAGAAAUAG